AGUCAGUAAUUUGAAUCGUGGUUGCUUCGCCGAAACUCUACACACUGCUUUUUGUUGCUUGGGUUACACUCCGCCAGCUGUCAAACCGGCUCAGCUGACAAAUGUAAACAAAUCCAGAAGAUCACCUGUUGGGAAUGUUUUACCAAAAACAACCGAAAACAUUCGAUAAUUGUAAUUGUGUGAAAUUGUAUGUGUGUGAUUAAUUUAUAUUAAUGUUUUAUUGCGUUUGUGCAUCACAAUGACGGACUUUUGUGAACUUACACUGGAAACAAAAGGGUUUUACGGAGUGGACUUUUCCAAGCAGUUGGAUCAAAUUACGUGCCUUGUGUUCGAUAUGGAGUGCCUUUGGAUGGAAGUGGUCCCGAUGGCGACGCUAAUCAAGCGUCAAAAAGAACAAAAUCCAAAUCUGGACUGUACCGAAACAUUGAUCGACCAAACACUGCUUGCCGGCUGCAAUCCGAACUAUAGUGCGAAUGUUGACGAAGACCGUGUACACUUUGCUGCCAAAUACUAUCUAGACAACUAUCCAAUCACGUUUCAAUUUGUCCUAAUCCGAGCUGAGGCACAAGAAGUUUCCCGUCAUUACAUCAAACCGCUCUGGCGCACAUUGCUACGACAAGAAGCAGAAAUUCGAGCACUUGCGGAAGAAUUAAAACGAAAAGAUGCUGAAAUUGCACAAUAUCAAGCGGAAGGGGCCCGGCUAAACCGAACCACCGUACAAACGGACCCUUUUGAUGAGCGGAAAUUUCGGCAGGAGUUUCCCGUUCAAUUGCCGAUGCAAAGUGUGUAUGUACAAAAUCUUUUGGACAGUAGCGUUCAUCGUAGCAAUCUAAUGAAAACGUUGGAGCUUGAACAUAGCAUCGAAGCGUCAGCAAGGAGCAGAAAUAAGCUGCCAAUUCCUACGACCCAGCAGAUCAUUUCACCUUCAAGACGAAGGAAAAAACGUGCCAGACGAUUGACGGCUCCAGAUGUUACCAAAACAUCCAUCGAGUAUGAGCAUGAAGAAACCGAUUGAAGGAACACAGAAUUAUUGCUAAUUGUUCCCUUAUAGGUUCCCUUGUAACCAUUAUUAUCAAUUCAUCUAGGUAACUAAUCCUCUUCUAAAAUGGUCUAAAUGAUUGUGUCUUGAAUUACCCAGAACGUCAUGUUGUUUAGUCAUCCGUUUUUCAAAUGUCCGUAACAACUCGUGAUGUAUUCCUUGUCGUAGCUAAAUUGAACUUGGAGAAUUUAUCGGUCCCACCAUUGAAAUGUCGUAGAUAGUUGGCAUGUUUUACAAAAAAAAUAUCUAGCUGAUUAUCUAAAAUUAACUAAACGAUCGACACUGGGAUUCUUGUGAUCGUUACGAUUUAUUAAGUAGUGAUUUCUUUAUUUUGGCAUACUAGACUUAUUUUUACCACGUAGUAUUCCAAUAUUCAAAUUCUAGAAAAAACGGUCUGGUCCAGAUGAGACAUCGUUGAUUCAAAUUGACCCCAUCAUUUUUUUUUGCUUCUUAACAACGGUCAGGCCGUAUCAAGACUUAUUUUAUCAUGUAGUAGGAUAGUCAAUCCUCGCUACGAAGGGAUGGUCCGGAUGGGGUUUUCAAUCCGGUUCUGUCGUGUGUACCGCAAACCCCUUCACCAAACUUUUAUUUGUUGAAGAAAUAAUUAAUCCAAAGUGUACCUCAAUAAGACACGGAUUUUAGCUCAAUCGAAACUAAAAUAGUAAAUGAUAUAACAGCGAUAGCCCGAGCUACACUGGUUAAAGUAAUGGACAUACCAAAAACAAAAAGAUUCUUUUAUCAAGCAAAAGCUUUUGAGUCAAAUAAUAUUUUUAAAGUAACUGUUGUUAAGGUAUCUGAUUCCCUCCAUAGAUCAAAUUAAAAGGCUCUUAUAAACAUUAUCCCUUCCUAAAAACAAAUAUAAUUCAGAUUCACAAGUUUAUAACUCACCCAGGAAAUGUUGGGCGGAAUUUCCGGAUGUAUAUUCAUAAAAAAAUUAAAUUAUAAUCUUUAUUCAUUACCCCAUUUAUACAAUAAUAAUUGGUAAUAUCCUAUUUGAUUUACCCGUUUUUUCAGAAUAAGUUUUUUUCCCUUUAAUUACUUAGUCAUACAGGAUAUGUAUAGGAACAAGAAGUUUGGCAGCAAUAUUAAUGAAACGAAGCAAUAUUUGUACCCUAACCAAAUUUAUGCUAAGCUAUAUCAACCAUCGUUUUUCAAAGCAUAACAAAAAAAAUAUUUAAACAUCAAUUAAUUACCUUACCCAUUGUGAAGUACAGAAAUUUAAUGUUUAAAUUAAUCAAUUGUUCUAAAUAAUAAUCGAUAACGCAUCCAAGAAGUUAUCCUUUAGUAUAAGGCAAAGGUAUAAGGUAUAAAGCAAUAAAUGCUAUGAAAAGUAAAAAAUCUAA
Molecule: messenger RNA, 2382 nt
Organism: Anopheles funestus (African malaria mosquito)
Lineage: Eukaryota; Metazoa; Arthropoda; Insecta; Diptera; Culicidae
Product: non-homologous end-joining factor 1
Exons: 1
Coding region: 239-1015 (258 amino acids)
Biological process (GO): double-strand break repair via nonhomologous end joining
Cellular component (GO): nucleus; DNA ligase IV complex
Molecular function (GO): DNA end binding
Source: RefSeq, a predicted model, not a curated record